Molecule: messenger RNA, 2204 nt
Organism: Equus quagga
Lineage: Eukaryota; Metazoa; Chordata; Mammalia; Perissodactyla; Equidae
Gene: SLA2
Product: Src like adaptor 2
Exons: 8
Coding region: 376-1206 (276 amino acids)
Molecular function (GO): protein binding
Source: RefSeq, a predicted model, not a curated record
CAAGGACCCCAUCACAGAGCUCAGAGAGCUCUGGGCCUUCUUCCCUGGCCAGGCUGUGCUUGAGAGGGCUGCCCAGUCAGGGGUCCCUAAGGAACACAGAGCUCCCGUCCCAGUGGGUGUACAAACUGCUGACCACAGGCAAAUACGGAGCUACCCAAAGCGACACUGAGAGCCUCUCUCUGAAGAUUCUCCCAGGCCUGGAGGGUUCUGGGUGUCCUAGGACUAAGUAUGUUGGCAGACUUCCAGAAGGGCCCCCCAAAGCCCUAACCUCUCCCGCCAAAGCAUGUGUCUAAGCUGAGCCCCCGCCCCAAGCCUCCGAUGGCAGGAAACCAAUUUCUCUCGGUGACGUGCUUCUGAGAGUUCCACUGAGGAGCGAUGGGAAGUCAGCCCAGCAGAGGGAAAGCCCUGCCAAGCCCAAGCUUGAGCCCCUCCGUCCAAGGCCAGGGCCCUGUGACCGUGCAACCAGACAGGAGUAGGGCCACAGCUGUGGCCCUGGGCAGUUUCCCGGUAGGUGAGCAGGCAGAGCUGUCGCUGAGACUGGGGGAGCCACUGACCAUCAUCUCUGAGAAUGGAGACUGGUGGACGGUGCUGUCAGAGGUCUCAGGCAGAGAGUACAGCAUCCCCAGCAUCCAUGUGGCCAAGAUCUCCCAUGGGUGGCUGUAUGAGGGCCUGAGCCGGGAGAAAGCUGAGGAACUGCUGCUGCUGCCUGGAAACCCUGGAGGGGCCUUCCUCAUCCGGGAGAGCCAGACCAGGAGAGGCUGUUACACCCUGUCAGUCCGCCUCAGCCGCCCUUCAUCCUGGGACCGGAUCAGACACUACAGGAUCCACCGUCUUGACAACGGCUGGCUGUACAUCUCACCACGUCUUACCUUCCCCUCACUCCAGGCCCUGGUGGACCAUUACUCUGAGCUGGCGGAUGACAUCUGCUGCCUCCUCAAGGAGCCCUGUGCCCUGCGGAGGGCUGGCCCACUCCCUGGCAAGGCCAUACCCCUACCUGUGACUGUACAGACAACGCCACUCAACUGGAAAGAACUGGACAGCUCCCUCCUGUUCUCUGAAGCAUCUGCCACAGGGGAGGCAUCUGUCCUCAGCGAGGGGCUCCGGGAGGCCCUCAGCUCCUACAUCAGCCUGACCGAUGACAUCUCCUUGGAUGAUGCCAAGGCCCAAAGCAGAGGCCGAAAGGGGACCCAAGGCUGUAGCACCUAGAACCCUAACUAGCUCAUCCUGAGCACCCCAGAGGCAAGUCUGUACACUGAAGGGAGGGCUGGGACACAGAGGCACAUCCAGGGUCCCACCUGCAUCCUCUGCUCCUUCCUCUCUCAGCCCUAAGUCACUUAACUUCCUCCCAGUGCCAUGACCCUGCCUGCAAACUCCAGUUCAAAUCUACACUAGUUGAGAGCAGGGCCAGGACACCAAAGAGACUGAAGCUCCCUCUGGGGUCUGAGGCAGUCAGUUCCCAAGUUUCGGAUUUCCAGAACCAUCUUCCUCCCCUACCUGUUGAGUCCCAGUCUACACCCCCACUGCUAACCAGCUCCACCCACAGGCAGAAACAACCACUAGCAUCAAGGAGAAAAAAAAAUCAUUUACAGAAAAUGUACAAAUCUCAUUCAGAAUACUACCCUACCUCAGAAUGUGGGGCUGGCCUGGAAAGGACAGGAAAGCAGAGGGGAUGGACGGCUUACCACAGCGGCAGAACCUGGGUUCUCCAGUCGCCACCUGACUCCCAAAGAGAAGAACCUCUGAUAGUCCAGGUCCUCAAAUGUCCCUGUCAAGCCCCUUCUCUGGACAGUCCUUGCUCUCAGAUCUCUAUUUCAUUUUGUGGCUUACCAUCUGAACCUGGCCAAGUUUUUCUGCCUACAAUGGCCUUGCCAUCUUGUGGCCAAAUGCAAAAUGACACCUCCUGACCCCAGCACAUUGCAGCGAGGUCAGUCACAGCUCUUGGUGCGGGACAGGGGCAUCAGGGCAUGAGAAGGUGGUAAGCCCUCUCUCACAAAGCAAGGCCACAGCCUAAACCAACUCCAGCCCUUGAUUUCCCUGCGGCCCAUAAAGGGGAAGCGGCCUGGCUGGAGCUGCCAAGGGAGCAAGGAGGGGAAGAAGAGGGAUGGGAAGGCACCGCCUCUACGGGGUCCUGAGGCUCGAGGUGAGGUGGGAGAGGCUUUAGCAGGUAUCAUCAGCAGGUUGUCAAUUAAAGAUUUGAUUUAUUC